This is a messenger RNA of Spodoptera littoralis (African cotton leafworm), 1566 nucleotides long. The record is from the annotation of a GenBank genome assembly. Lineage: Eukaryota; Metazoa; Arthropoda; Insecta; Lepidoptera; Noctuidae.
AUGUUGAUAAAGAGUAAAUUCGCAAUUGUUUGGGCGGGACUUUUAGCGUUUGGGUACGGGAGUGAACUGGACGUAACGAAUGGAUUCUCGUCUACUGAUGGUGCGUUCUAUACCGACGAUGCGGUUAUUUUAAACGCUCCCGCAGAACGUGUGAAACGUGACGUGGUUAACUCAACUCGCGAUGGCAAACAAUUGCUGUUAGUGCAGCUAAGACAGGCCGAAGGAGUUCAAGGAAAGGACUGUAAAACGGCUCUUGGGAAGAAGGGAUCAUGCAAGACUUACAAUGACUGCUACCCUUUGCUCAAAGUAGCUGACUUUUCUGGUGGGGACGGGUGGGUCAUGGGUCAUUAUGACACUUGCAGAUUUGUCAAUGAAGAAAAUAAGGAGGUGUAUGGAGUGUGCUGCACAGACCCGGUGGACACGCCCCCGCAAGAGGCCCCUGAUGUGCAGAGGUUCGGAUACAUACAGCCUGCCGUCCCUCUACAGUUUCUGCCAGGAUUUGCAGCACUGACAAGAUGGUCAUACGGCAACGACGGCGACUUCCGUCAGAUUCCCGCACAAUGGCCGCCGACGAUCCCUCCUCUGCCUACCCACCCGCCCGACCACACUGCGCCUACGCAUCCACCUUCUCUAGUUGCAGGUGUAACAAAACCACCAAGUAACUUCCCAGCUGCACCUACAACCUGGCCUACUAGGCCUCCCAGCACAACCAAGCAGACGUGGGCCCCAGCAUAUCCUACUAAGCCGAGUGUGCCAGCACAGCCAGUGCCUUCUCAGCCUGCAGUGGAUGGAUCCUGUGGAAUUAAGAAUGGACCUCAGACCUACGACAGUAAUUAUCAAGACGAGGAACGUAUAGUAGGUGGGCACAACGCUGACCUGAAUGAGUGGCCGUGGAUUGUGGCACUCUUCAACGCUGGGCGACAGUUCUGCGGCGGCUCCCUAAUAGACGACAAACAUGUGCUUUCUGCAGCCCAUUGUGUGGCACAUAUGACGUCCUGGGAUGUGGCUCGGCUUACGGCCAGACUUGGAGACCACAACAUUCGCACCAACACCGAAACUCAACAUAUUGAAAGGAAAAUCAAGAGGGUGGUGAGACAUCGCGGAUUUGAUAUGCGUACUCUGUACAAUGAUGUCGCCGUAUUGACAAUUGACCAGCCCGUUGCCUUUAGCAAGUACGUCCGUCCCAUUUGUUUGCCGGUUGGUGGCAGAUCCACAUACCAGGGCAAAAUCGCUACAGUCAUCGGUUGGGGAAGUUUGCGAGAAAGUGGACCUCAGCCUUCUGUUCUGCAAGAAGUGUCGAUUCCAGUUUGGUCUAACCAGGAGUGCAAGUUGAAAUAUGGUGGAGCUGCUCCAGGUGGCAUCGUAGAGCACAUGCUUUGUGCUGGAAAAGCUAGCAUGGACUCUUGCAGUGGUGACAGUGGUGGCCCUCUGAUGGUAAAUGAAAAUGGCCGUUGGACUCAAGUCGGUAUCGUGUCGUGGGGUAUUGGUUGCGGCAAAGGCCAAUAUCCCGGUGUCUACACACGUGUCACCUACUUCUUACCUUGGAUUCAGAAAAACGCUCAAUAA